Messenger RNA from Kwoniella mangroviensis CBS 8507, 1026 nucleotides. RefSeq lists its product as uncharacterized. The transcript is spliced from 2 exons. The record is from RefSeq and is a predicted model, not a curated record. NCBI's taxonomy places the organism in Eukaryota, Fungi, Basidiomycota, Tremellomycetes, Tremellales, Cryptococcaceae. Bases 1 to 1026 code for a protein of 341 amino acids.
AUGGUAUCACGAAUCAACAAACGGACUCAUUCUUCAAUCUCAUCAUUCUCAUCUGACGAUAUGACCAUCACGAAUUCACCUUUCUCUCAUACACACGCACUUGCAAAUCCGCACCAAAGUGGAUUUAAUUCUUCGCCAUUUACCAAUCAUCCAUUACCUUAUCCACCACCUGGAGCCAUCGUUGGUCCUACAUCUACAUAUCAUCACUCACAUGCACCGGCUCAUUUCCCACAGCAACCACAGAGGGAGAUCAAGUUCAUCUUCGAGACGGGAAGGAAAGAACCGAAAUGCCGUAGAUUGUCGAAACCUAAAGACAAAGAGAGGGAGAACGGGAAGGAGAAUACUGGUGGGAGGAAGGCAUUGGCUAAUAAAAGUAUUAAAGAUCCGAAUAUCACUCGUAAAUCGAAACCUACGCCUCUGAAUCUCAAACAAAAUGCUAAAUCACCUUUCGGCGGACCGGAAUCUCAAAGUCAUAUGCCUUCACCGCCACUGACAGCCAGACCUUUCACUUCACAUUGUCCUCUACCCAAAGUCGACUAUGAAUAUCCAUAUAGCCCCUGUACACAACGUUCAUCAAUUCCGGCGCCAAUUAAAGAUUAUCAUCGACAUCUUCCCCAAGCUCAUCAAUCGAUGUUACCUUCGAUAGAUCAUUUCCGAUUUAUUAAUCCGCCUCAUGGCUACAGUCUUUAUCCCAUUGGAGACGGCUCACCACCUUUACCUAUCGAUGCACCUAUUCCUAAAGCUCCUUUACAAGCUUAUACGCCCUUCUUCGAAGAUACCUUAUCCUUCCCUGAACUUCAGGAGGAGGACGAGAUGGACAUUGAUGCCGAUCAGAGACGUGACGGUCCGAUGAUGGGUUUAGGACUCGAUCUGGGUCUGGAAGAGAAGCAAAAGGAGAUGAUGGACUUCGUUCCGAGGAAGCCUUCUCUGGAUCUUAUGAUGCAUGAUGAAGAAGAGAUGGAUAUGGACAACGGAGGGGGUGUCGCCGAAUUGGGGCUGGGUUUGGGGUUGAGUUUGGUCAAUUAA